Molecule: messenger RNA, 1974 nt
Organism: Suillus bovinus
Lineage: Eukaryota; Fungi; Basidiomycota; Agaricomycetes; Boletales; Suillaceae
Product: glycoside hydrolase family 79 protein
Exons: 11
Coding region: 354-1910 (518 amino acids)
Source: RefSeq, a predicted model, not a curated record
AGAAGCUUGCUAAUAUUUGCCUGAAUAGUUUCAUCCCGGAUCCCUAGCUUGGCAACACACCAUGUACUCGUGGGUUAUGUGGUAUGUUGAAUAAGUGGGCCGUUGUUGCCUUCGGCGACUCUCUCAGGGUGAUCACCUCUGAUUCUUAGAAGUUGAUCCCUUCGAAACCUAGCUCGGCGAUUACUUAGGCUUUUCCACGACCAAUUCUUCACGUUUUGUGACCUGUCAUUUAUUGGACACAUGGAUAGCACUGAAAUUUGAAUUCAUCGCAGACCGCUCAUGCUCUCUUCCCGUCCUCAUAAAAUACUGCAAAAAACAAGGUAUUCUCCUCCCCACCUGUUUCUCCCUGCGUGAUGUGGUCCUUGCCUACAGUUCUGCUUUCCAUUACGCUGGUAUCUGCGAGACAUACUCUUUUGUUCCGCGAUGACUCCAGUCUGUCUAAAUUGAUCCUAUCCGGCCCAGCUUCGCUCCCAGUAGAUGCAACACCGCCCUUGAACCCCGCUCUCGCAAGCUUCAGUAUUGAGACUGCUUACUUUGAAGAAUUUACAGGAAAUCAGUCCUAUCCGAUCAAAAUUUCUCAGAAACUCUUUGAGAACCUGAAAGAGAGGACUGGGGUUCCGGCUGAAGUGCGCAUUGGUGGCAUUAGCGCUGACUCGACAUUCUGGGAUCCGAAUCAAAAGGCUGCGCUGUACAAUUUCAUUAACGACAAGGGUGCACUGAUAAACACCACGCUUGGACCCCAGUUUUGGAACUCUGUGAAGCUAUUGCCUGAAGGGACGAAGAUCAUCAUGACGCUCGAUCUAAGUAGCUUGAAUUAUACUGGUACUCUUGAUAUGGCUGAGGCAGCAUGGAUGGGUCUUGGUUCACGCCAAAUUUCUCGCUUCGAAAUAGGAAAUGAGCCAGAUCAAUAUGGGCACCGCCUAGACGCUCAGUCCUAUACUGCUAUAUGGAAGCCGUGGACUAUCAACAUUUCGAAGGCGUUGGGCAUCGAUUAUCCCGAGUUUCAAAUUGGGGCAACCGUUAGAAACCCGCAAGCAGAAGCACAGCUUGAUUGUGUUAGUGCUCUGGCUGCCGGGGCCAACGACGGACACACCGUCAUGACGUGCAGUGAACACACAUACCAUUACAGCGUUUGCGAUCCAACUAGGGCCGCCGCAGCUACAUUUUUGGAUCUUUGGCAGCCCCGCAUCCACAGUGUUCGCACUCAACUCGGACCUGAUGCCUUUGUUAUCGGUGAAUUCAAUUCCGUUUCCUGCAGCGGAAAGGACGGUGUCAGCAAUACAUUCGGUCAAGCUUUGUGGCUGUUAGAUACGACCCUCUACGCGGCUUCAAUCAAUGUCUCGCGUGUGUAUGUGCAUCAGGGUGGACAUGCACACUACAACCUCUGGUCCCCUACCGAUAACCCGAAUCUUCCCAUUCAAGUGCUUCCGUCGUAUUCAGCUUAUCUCUUUGUGACCGAGGCUAUUGGUCACUCGGGGUCACUACGCCUUUCAAACAUCUUCCCAGGACGACAGGCCGAUGGAUCGUCAGUUACGACCGCAGGUGGUGAUUUUUCUGCUGGUCAAAUCUCGAUAUAUGGUUUCUGGGAUGAAAAUUCUGCCAACAGCCAUAAUAACCCAACUAAGCUCGCGCUUAUAAACCUUCAGCUCUACAACCAGAGUCACCAGACGGAUACCUACCCUCGUCCUGUUACCACGAUCGAUAUAUCUGCGUUUUUGCCGAAGAAGACCCAAGAAGUCACGGUCAGGCGGAUGACAGCCCCAGGAGCUGAUGUCUUGUCCGCCGAUGUAACGACUUGGGCUGGGCAAACUUUUUCUUCUGGUGUUGCAGAAGGCAAAAUUGUGGAGGAAAAGGUGUACAAUGGACAAGUGGUCGUAGAGGCUUCCUCUGCUGCAUUGGUGUAUUGGUAAAUACAACGUGGCAUGGAAAGAUGUCUAUUCUAGGUGUUGCUAAAGUCUUAUACAUGGAACCACC